This is a messenger RNA of Neoarius graeffei (lesser salmon catfish), 11175 nucleotides long. RefSeq names its product transcription activation suppressor family member 2 (gene tasor2). The record is from RefSeq and is a predicted model, not a curated record. Gene Ontology annotation, cellular component: nucleoplasm. Gene Ontology annotation, biological process: negative regulation of gene expression, epigenetic. The coding region runs from base 1593 to 10817 and encodes 3074 amino acids. The transcript has 23 exons. NCBI's taxonomy places the organism in Eukaryota, Metazoa, Chordata, Actinopteri, Siluriformes, Ariidae.
GUUUAACUUUCUGUUUCUUUUUCGAUUCUCGACUGGUCUGAGAUGAGUGCCUGUUCAACCAGAAGCGCUUAGCAUGACAGCAACCGACCCCAUUUCGAGCAUAUCAAGCGUGUAUAUGAAUUCCACUGAUUAAUACAGUGUAAAGCGCACUUAAGCCAAAUAGUGACAGUUUGCUUGGAAGCAGCUAAUUUUCUAGUUACGCCCUAAGCUGAGAGGGUUUAGCAGUAAGCUAGCUGUGCUAGCUUCACUUCCUGGUUAUACAACAGUAUCCUUGAAAGCUGAGACGAAACCAGUUUUCAGCCGAGCUAGAAAAAAAAAAAAAAGAAAGAAACCUAGCUACUGCAGGUAGCUUUGAGUGGGAUAACUGAAAUCUUUUUGGUUUGUUCUUGGAAGCCAAAUAAGUGUAUAUUUCCAUGAAAAGUAGUGAAGCAAUGAGACUAAAAUCUAAGUGAUCUUGUAUCAGGAGGAACGCAGAAACGCCAGCCAAUGCCUCGCCUUCAUGGAGAAUGACACUACUAUAUCGAAAGAAGGCCUGCAACAUGUUGCAAAAAAAGUAGCGACUGGGGCAGCUUAGGGCUAGUAAUGAGGUAAAACAAUUAAUGAUGUGAUUUGAACGUGAUGUCAGCAGGUGAUUGUAAUCAUGAUUUGGUACAAAAUCAGUGUCCAAGGAAGGCCUAGUCUUUGAGGAGCAAGUAUGUGCAGAGGAUCUCCAGUUUGUCAACCGGCGCAUGAGAAAAUUCUUUAAAUAAUUAAAAAAAAAAUGUUCGUCACAGAAAGAUAGGAACGAAUAUGGAUAUUUCGCCUUCUACAGUGCAUGAUAUCUUGAAACAAUUCAAGGAAUCUGGAGGAAUUUCAGUGCGGAAAAGGGCAAGGGCCCAAGCCUAAGCUGAAUGCCCGUGCUGUCCAGUCCCUCAGACGGCACUGCAUCAAAAACAGUCAUUCAUCUACAGCUGAAAUAACCACAUGGGCUCAGGAUUACUUUGGUAAACCUUUGGCAAGCACCUCCAAUACAGAGUUACAAAUGCCAAUUCAAACUUUACUGUGCAAAAAGGAAGCGUUAUGUUAGAUGUGUUGUCGACCUCUCUGGGCUCGGAGGCAUCUGGGAUGGACCAUCGCACAGUGGAAAGGUGUACUGUGGUCAGACGAAUUCCAGGUCAUUUUUGUAAGAAAUGGAUGCUGUGUGCUCCAGGCCAAAGACGAAAAGGACCAUCCAGACUGUUACCAGCAACCAUGGUAUAGGGUCGUCACUUCUGUGACGGCAACAUUAAUGCAGAAAAGUACAUUGUGAUUUUUGGCGCAACAUAUGCUGCCUUCAAGAUGACAACUUUUCCAGAGAUAUUUCAACAAGACAGUAAAAAACCACAUUCUGCACACAUUACAAAGGCAUAGCUGUGGAGGAAGAGGGUGCCUGUCCCUUCUGUCCCCAAUAGAGAACGUGUGGUGAACUUUGAAAGGAAAAAUACAACAACAACCCUGUACUGUUGCACACCUUAAGACCUGUUCGCAGAAAGAACGGGACAGAGUAACACCUGAGACGCUUCCUCGCUUGGUGUCUUCAGUCCCUAAACAUCUUUUAAGUGUUGUGAGAAGGAAUGGCAACAUUACAAAGUGGUCUUCUUGAGCCAGUGCUUCCUGGCUCAGUAACCUUUGAAAGCAGUAUUUUAGCUCCUCUUCGUAACAACUAUUUGUAUGAGAAGUCCAAAGAGUCUUUUACCUACAAUUCAGCACAGUUGAUCCAUAAUGUAGCGCUACAAAAAAGAUAUGCAGUUUUUCGUGCUGAAAAACUUCAAAAUGGGUACUCUGAAGAGGAACUUGAGGAGUCAUUCGGCUUCUUGUUGCUUGAUGACAAGUCCAGGGCAAAUAAACUUGCGGACACAGGCCUAAUUGUUGGGCAAGGGAUGUGCACCACUCUUGGAGAUGAUUCAAAGGGUGUGUAUAUCUCAAAGUACUCUGACUGCCUUGACCUAAAGCUCUGGUAUGAUGGCAAGACCGGCUACAUUGUUCUGUUAAAGUUGACAAAGGGUCGUGUGAAGGAGGUGACGGAAAACUACACGCAAAACUUCACACCUCCAACUGCUGGGUAUGACUGCCAUGUAUCUGAGCAGCUCAGAGCAGUGUGUGCAACCACCAGCUCCUUUCUAGCAUUUGAAAGGACUCAGUAUUAUAUGUAUGAGCUGCUGGAUGGAGGGGAAAAGGUUGAGCCAUGCCCAAGGCAUGUGUGCCCAUUCGCCAUUGUGGCUUUCUCCUAUGGAAAAACUGCUAGCUCUUUGGAGUUGAAAGAGAAAAGUCAAGAAAAAUCAGCAUUUCAUUACCAACCCUGGAGAGGCCAUUUAAAGAUUGAGUCAAUUUUGUACAACAUUGGGUUGAAGUCCAUCCACGGAGCCAUGUUUCCUGCAAAUCUUCCAAAAACAGUUAAAGUUGACCAUGCCAUUGGAGUCUCUGAACUGAGAAAAACUUUGCCCCAAGAGGUUUUUGAAACGUCUCCUCUUGGUGGAGUUUCAUUAGAUGGCAAAUGGUUUAGUAUGUACAAUGUCAUUUCCUUUGAAGCAAGAAAUGACCUAACUUUCUUAACUCAAGAGUUGAAGGAGAAGGACAUGGCCCUUGUGAUACGUUUGGAAGAUGGUGGUUUCCUUGUACUUCUUCAUUCAUCUAAUUUCCUCUCCUACGAAGGUGCAGGCACGGAUAAAGCCUUCGCUCUUCAAGGAAUGUUUGUUUAUUCUGAAUCCAGAACUGUGCCAAGAGAGACCAAGAGUGGAUACCGUAAGGCUACAGUUUCAUCUGAGGUUCUUCAAGUUCUCCCUGCCCUGAAUUAUGCUGAAUUAGAAAUGGAGAAGUGUCCUCCGAAGCAAAACGAGGAGCCCCUUGGCGUAAUGGAGAAACAUUUGCAGAACUUUGCUGCUCUUAUUUUUCCAGGGCUAACUAGCAGCCCUAGUAGGGAGGCUAGUAUGUUUCCCGAUCAGUAUGAUGUACCUGAUGGUUUUCCUCUCGUUGCCCCAAAGUGGACAGAACAGACGGGAGAUCGCCUCAAGACAUAUUUAGAAAGUCCAAGCAGUUUUCAAAUUCCAGUGGCGAGGGCACUGGAACUCCUUGCCGCUGGAAAACAGCAGCGCAGCGAUGAUCAGGACGAUGAUGAUGUCUAUUACUAUAUAUCAUCACCCGAGGCCCCUCAGACUCCUGCUGACAUUGUUUUGGAAAGAGAUUUGCCUAAUGAAACUGAUCAUUCAACUUGCAGGAAUGUUUCUGAUGAGGCGAAAGAAACAGCUGAGCAGCAAGCUGAAACAGAAAAGACUGUAGCUGCCGAACUGCCCCAUGGUGCUUCGAUGGAGGAAGUCAGCACACCUGGGGCAGCAGUCAUUGCAACACCUGAUGAUAACCUAGGUGAAAGGACAGACCCUUCACCCACGUCAGGUGACCUCCCUACAGAACACUAUGCUCAGAUUGUUCAUGCAGUUAACACUGCUCAGGACAGUGAGAAAACAUCCGAGUGUGCCUCAGUCGAGGACACAUGCGGCGGAGAGGAGUUUUCCGGGGCGAUUUUGAAAGAAACUGUUCAGACCACCAGUGUGGCGUUGUCAUCCACAGAAAUUGGAGAUGAUUCCUCGACUCUGACAUCGAAUGCUGAGAUGGAGGUUGAUCAGUCAAAGAAAGUAGACAGUUUGUCAGACGUGCUCCCUAAGGUUGGAGGUCAGAUACCUGUCGCAGACAAAGUCCUACAGGAAGCCGACCUUCCAACAUCCAUUUCACCUCCUACUACAUCAAUAAACCGGACUGAAGCAUUAAUUAAAGAUUGUACAGAAGUACAGCCAGAGGCAACUACCAGUGUUCCUUCUGAGGCGAAAUCUGUGCCAAACCGGCGUGGAAAGAGGAGAAGGAGGAAAAGUUUAAAACGCAAAACUCAUAGAGUCAGUCAAAUCACAACCUCACUUCCAAACACUACUUUACCUGUCUGUCCUUCGACAGAAGCCACUCCUGAAGAGAGUACCAAUAGUGACGCAACACAGUCCUCACCCAGCACACUGAAAAAAGAUUGGCGUUCUCUCCCAAGGCGCAAGAGGAACUGGAAUGCUGAUACCAAUAUGAAGCGGACAUUGAGGUCAGACUUGAAAAACACUGAAGCACCGUAUGAUCAAAAUGGUGAAACUGAGAAAAAUACCACAAUCACAGAACCUACUAUUGCAGGAAACGUUAUGCCCAGUACACCAAAACGAAAAAUGGAAGGAAUUAAUAUGAGAGAACGAUAUGGCCUGAAGACAAUAAUCACAGACUGUGGCUUUGUCUUCGUCCCCCAUGGCUCAGAAGUUGCUCCUGGAGACAUCAAGUCGAACGAAAAUAAGCAAGCUCAAGAAUCAUCUUCAGUUACACCUAACAGCCCUUCAGGGGAGAAGCCAACAACUACACCAACACACGAUAACCCUCAGCCAUCAGAAAUGGAAAACAGAGGUCAGCAUAUGCCCCUAACACACACACAAAACAUUUCACUGACUCCAGCUAAGGCACUGUCCUCUGGAGACGUUACUGAAAAAGUUCCUGUAUCCCCUAAAAACUCUGCGCAGUCAACUGAAAAACCUAAAAGUGCAGCGAAGGAUCAUGUGUACAAGGCAAUAUCCAUAAGUAAACUAAAGACAGUGCUCAAAAGAGCAAGAAGGACUGGCGCACAGGAUCAUGGGAAAUCGGUAUCGGAUAAUACAGAGCCUGAACUGAAAAAAGGCAAACUAAACAAUGAUGUAGAGUUGUCAGACAAUAGCAAAUCGACUCUUCAUUGCAAUGAUAAAAUAGGCAGCACGUUACAGCAUAAUCCUGGGAGCCAAGAGCCAGUGGAAAACGCACCAUCUAAAUCACCCUUGAGGACCACAUCGUCUCAGGAGAAGCAGAUCUCAAAAGAAAAUGGUUACAACAAUUUUGACAACUUCCCCCCUAAUGAAACAGUUAAACAAGCCAACCAACGGCUCGUAUCUGAGCCAGUAGAGAGUAGGGUAGAAGGAAAGCGUAUUAGUUCUGAUGGCCAGAGCAAUAAAGAGGAAGCGGCUGUUGGUGUGCCUGCACCUUCAGAUGCUCUUAAUCUUCUGGCUGAUUUGGCCCUCAGAGUAAAUAGAGACAAAAUGUUGCCUAACCUGGGAGAAAAACACCUUGGAACCAAGACCACUAGCUCGCACCUAAGAGUCCUUCAUCUGUUGCGAGACCGCAACCCCAAGUUAAAAUUACCUCCUAAAUCUCCUUGUCCAGAGGGUCUUGUUGUGACUGGGGAUUUGAUAUUCGAGAUAUCAAAAGAGCAUUCUUACUCACAGCCCACCUCUCUGCCGUCAGGUUUGACAGGCAUAUGCCCCCAGGUUCAACCUCCAGUUGAAUGUGUCGCGUCUCGUCUGUCCAUGAAAUCUGACCUUCUACUGAAGUUUCCUGAUCUCACUAGUUAUCCAGGCUAUCGUAAUAAAGGAAGCAAAAAUGGAUGGAAAUUUCUUCCAACUUUAAGUCCAUCAGCCCCAGCUGCUGUCAAGGCCAAAGUAUGGAGUUCUCUGUUUCUUCGCUGUCGGAGCUUCACUGAAAAGGAGGGCUCCAUUCAAGUGACAAGGCAUUGGAAAGAAAAUUAUGAUUUCAAAUUUGACAGCAAGUUCACAAAUGACAAGCUAGACAAAUGCGUGACAAGAGCGCUGCAUGGCAAAUGGGAUUUCAGCAUUGAAGACAGUUAUGAACAGGUGCAUCUCAUCUUCCAUAUGUGGAUAGGCCUGUUCUACAGUAAACCCACUUCCAGAUUCUUUCAUUUCCAUAACGGCUGUCCAACAGUGGAAAGAAAAAAUCCUGAAAAGGUGUUACAGUGUGCUAUUAACAAGUCCACACCGCCGUCUGAUGCUGAUUUGACCUCAAAGGAGGAUAAACCAGCUUCAUUAAAUCCUGUAUCAGAUGCCCUUGACCUUUCAGUGAAAGUGUCUGGAGCUGUGGAUCACUGCACCACUGAAAAGGAUCCUACACCUAGUUCUGGUGUAGGAUCCGGACUGGAUCAUGUGAGCAAAAAUAAAGAGGCAGCUAUUAAACCAAGUUUAGACUAUUCUCCCAGUGUUCAAUCAGGAGGCGUUCUUACGGAUUACAGAUCGCCUGUGGAGCCCUUGGAUGAAAAUUCUGCGCCUGAUUCUAAUGACUGCAGUGAGACAGAGGAUGAUACGACGGAUGCCACUGAAAGCUCUUGCACACAACUCUUGGAGCACAAUAGUGCAUACAGUCAAUUGUGUGACCAAGCGUCAAACAUGAGAUUAAAUGAACAUAAAUUGUUCAGUGUGCAAAAGAAUGAACUUGUCAGCAAGGAUCCAUCUUCAUCAAAGACCACGAACCAAACAAGUGCUAAUACGAAUUGCACUGAGACAAAAAACGUGUACGUGUUCCACCAGAUUGGCGGGCCUCUCAGGCCUCCGACUCUUUCAAAAGUGCAUGAUUCCUUCCAUGGAAGAAAAAUCAUCAAGUCAUUGGCCUUUAAGGAUAAGCACAAAGAUGAAGCCUCUGUAUCAGUGCACAGUGAGAGUGUAUCCAAAGACGAGCAGUGUAAAGCAGGAGGUAAUGAGGAAAAACCUGAAAGCGCAUCAGUGUGCGCGCACUCUGGUAAUAAGAAUGAGUGUGCACUUAAAAACAAGACAGGAAGCUGUUCUGUCAUUUCUGUUCCCGCGAAUGAUGAAAAUGAUGCAAAAAUUGAAGAUAAAUCUGUGCUUCUUGGCAAAGAUGAAACACCUGUGGUCAUUCAUGAUGUGAGUAAUAGUCCAAAGGAGAAAUGUGUGUCUGGUGAGAGUAGUAAUAAGGUAAAGUGUAAUGACAUGGUUGACACACGGACGGAUGUGCUUGACGUAAGUAACAAGACAAAGCAGGAGGUCAAAUCUGUAAUAGAUGACACACCGAGCCAUGACGCAAAUGAGACCAUACUUGUGGAGAUGCAUGUUAAUGACAAAGCAGCAGAGAAGGUUGGACCUGUACCUGAUGUCAGAGAUGAAAUUCCUUCAGAUAUACCUGACGUGGAUCAUAAAACUAAGGAGGAAGUUAAAUCUGUAAGUCACGCCUGGAGUGAUGCCCCUGGAGAAGUGCUUGUUGAUGAUAAGACAAAGGACAAAGUACCACCUGUAUCUGUUGAAGAUGACCCAUCUACGGAUGUACCUGAAGGGAUUAAAUCAAAGGAGGUGGUUAAACCUGUGAGCGACAACACAAGUUCAGAUGAUGUCAGAAAUGACACGUGUGUUAACGAUGAGACAAACGAGGUUCCAGCAGUGACUGAUAGCAAAGAUAUCACAUCAGUGUAUGAUGGAGAAAAUACUCCUCAUGGUGUGUGUGAUGAUGAAGAUGGUGGUGGUAAUGCCUCAGAUGAAGUUAGUUCUCCAAACAUCAGAGAUGUGUCUGGAGCUGUACUGGCUGAAGCCAAAGAUAAGCUUGGUGUCAUAGAUGACAUACCUGUAGAUGUACAGGAUGUGCAUAACACAAACAAGGAAGCCAGACCUGAGCUUGAUGUCGGAGCUGAUAUGCCUGCAGAUGUACAGGAUGUGAAUAACACAAACAAGGAAGCCAAAUCUGCGCUUGAUGUCAGAGACGACACACCUGCAAACAUACAGGAUGUCAAUGACCGUGCAAAGGAUGAAGCCAAAUGUCAGCCUGAUGUCACAGACUGCAGCUCUGCGGAUAGACAGCGUGAUGUUGAUGCAACGGAAGACAUGGCAGUCCAUGAAAAAGUGUAUGCCGUUGAAGAACAUGUGUCCGGGAAAGAUGAAAGUAAUACACGUGAAAUAACUAAUGAAAGUGAAAGAAAAGUAGCAGCAGAGCUCACUCAUGACGCUGAUAUGGAACUGGACUCUGAGGAGCAGAACACUAUUUAUGAUAUGGAUAUCAGCGAUGGUGAGGAUUCAGAAAACGAAAAUCAAGAAAAGGCGCCUGAGGUGAAUGUCUCUGGUGGUGAAAUUCUUCCUAAAGCGCUUGAGGAAGGCCCUGUAAAGCUGCACGAGGGUGAAAUGGAAACCGUGGCAAGCAAUUAUUCAUCUACAGAGCAUGUGAGCUCAACAUCUCCUAUGUCGAAGGAAGACCGUAGCUCACCUGCUGUUGGUGGCACUUGCAUUCCAACACAGAAUGAUAGUGAAAGCUCAAUGCUUCAUGACCCCAUUGUGGUUCAACAUGAGACACCUGAGGUCAAUCAGUACAAACCCAGAAACGUGCCAGAAUCAUAUGAAAUAAAAGACUCUAACAUCCAGGGCACAACCAAAGAAGCUGAUGAUUUAGCAAUUUUAAAUGCAAAUAAUGUUGGUUCAGGCAAAGAUACUAGAAUGCUAGAGGAGGACACUGACCAAAUACCUCUUGUCUCCACAAUUUGUGAGGGGUCUGCUGCUAAAAGGUUUGAGAUGCAUUACCAUUUUGACAGCAUGGAUGCAUCUCCACCAGCUCUGCAAAUAGAUUCUGAGGCUGAGAUGAACAGCAGAUGCUGUACUCCUACUCUGGAUGAACCACCAUACAGUCAAGGGACUGAUGAACUUUCAAACCUUCAGGAAGUGAAUUUAGAAGACAUUUCUGAAACCGAGAGCUACUGUAUAAAUAAGGGCUCCACCAGUAAAUGGUUAGUGCUUGAUGGUUCUGAGGAUUCGCAUUCUGGAGUAGAGAAGUCUCCAGCUCACAACGAACAAAUCUUCCCUCAGGAGCCUUGUUGGUCCCAUAAUAAGUACGAUGACCCAGUCAAAGAGAGUGAUGAAAGUAAAGCAUUUUUAAUUGAUGAACAUGUGCCCGAGGAGAACUUGGACUAUUCUGACUACGAUACAAUUCCCAAACCUAGAACUACCAAAGAAAUGAAGCCUCAGCAGGAGCAGUUUGGUAAUUUCUUAGAGCAAUAUGAAGAUGAGCAAUAUGAAGAGCUCCCUUCAUCGUGGACACACACAGCGGAAGAAAACGAUCUCGAUGAAUGGUAUGCACAUGAUGAGGAUACACAUUACACAAACCGCGUUCCUGUCCACAGAGAAGUUGCAUAUAGGCCAAGACAGAUUAAGACAGGGAGUAACUCCGUCGUCCCUGGUUGGGUACAAAGAACUCAUUAUUCAGCAUCCAGUCCGGAUGUGGAUGAGCCAAAUGAAAAAGUUCCUUCUUUUAGACAUCGAGGAGGUGUAUCUGAAUCUAAUGAGGAGUCUGAGAGUCAUGGCUCAGAGCCUGUGCAUUACGGUAAAAAGAAACGCAAGAGCAAGUUCUGCCAAAAUGAGCGGGAUGAAGACGACGACUUUAAUGUGACCGUAGACUACAGCAUACAAAAGACCUUUUCAUGUCGCUCGGAUCGAUCAAGCGUAUCAAGGACGCAAACAUCUAGCCCAGAUCAGCAUAAAGGAGACAGCAAGCAGCCUUUUGACUGGCGUAUAUAUUUCAGGAGAGGGGGAAUAUUUGAAUCAAAUGAAAGGAAUGAUGGACCAGUUCACGAUCCACCUUCUUCUAUCGUCACUGUGUUUGACAAGAAAGGGAAUAGAGUAAUAUUUGAAAGUCCUUCCAGUCAAAAGCGAUUAUCAGGCAUCCAUGGUACGAGUCAGAGUGUGGAAGAACAGCGAUCAACAUCUGACACCAAGUCUUUAUUGGAACUUGAGUAUCUUAUCUUUUCAGAGAGGAUGACUUCUUUGCUCAAAAACUGCAAGACUACCUCCAGAGUGAAACCACACCACAGACCCAAUAUCAGCCCUGUUGAAAACCCUAUGACCAUUCAAUUUUCAAGACUUGAUGAGCAGAACAGCUUGCCCGCACUUGAUCAGCCCUGGCCAACUCUUUCUAAGUUUAAGAUAAACGUGGACAUGUCUGAAAGGAAGGCCUCGAAGAAAACUGCAAAGCACACUAAGCCCUUGCAUCUCCAAAGCCUUUUCUGUGAAAGAGGCACUGAAGCAACUUGCUCCAAGUUAUCAGACAUAACCAAAGAAUGUUCAAAGUCUUACCACACGAUGAUGAAUGACAUUUGCAUUGGCAAGACUAUCCCUCAUCAGAAUGACGAGUUGAAAAGAAAAUGGGAUGCUGAGCAUGCUACAACUAGCAAACAGUCUGGAUUCUGUGGUCGCAUCAAAAAGGACAUGUUUGAUCAUCUGCAUGAUAAUUUAAACUCUGUUGUGAGGCAAGCGUGCAAGAACAAGUACAAGUUCUACAUCUUGGUUACAUCAGCGGACCCCUUUUUUGAGGAAACCAAGGAUCUGUUGGAAGCUGAGGGCCACACUGCAGUUGAGCCUUAUCAGUUUGACUUUGAUGCCCAUGGGAAAACUCCUCUCCUCAUUAUCCUGAGAAACGAGGAUGUUGCAGAACACAUAUUUCAGGUCCCAUUUUUACUCGAGUUAAAGAAGUCAUCCAGAGUUCUAUUUGCGGGCAUCGAUCAGCCUGACGAUGUUGUAAACCUCACACACCAAGAGCUUUUUGCCAAGGGAGGAUUUGUGGUUUUUGAUGAAACCGCCCUGGACACACUGAACUUGGAAAAUAUGAAAAAGAUUGUAGGAAUAAUGGAAGAACUAGAUAAAAAAGGGAAGUGGAAAUGGUUUCUGCACUACAGAGACAGCCGCAAGCUUCGAGAAAGUGCAAGGUGCAGUCCUGAGGCACAAAGGAGGAAGCAGUUUGUUGACUGCUGUCAGGAAGCAGGAAUCGUAGAGGUCUUGCCUUAUCACGAGUGUGAUGUCAUUUCACGGGGCAGACCAGACUACCUUCGCUGUCUAGUUUGUCUCCAGAUCCAGAACAUCUCUGCCCGGUUCCCUGUUUUCAUUACAGACACACCAGAUGACACUUUUGAGAAGAACGGGAUUUUAACGAUGAAUAUUUACACAUUCUCACGAAUUCUUUCAAAUGAUACAUGCUCGGUUUCAUAAACUGGUGGCUAAAAUGGUGUCUUGGAACAAUGUACACACCCUACAUAAGUUUUUUUUUGGGGGGGUCGUUGUUUGUUUUUUUUUGUUUUGUACAAAUUGAAUUACUAAUUAUCUGUUGAGUGCUCUUUUGUUCAUAAAUGUAAAUUAUUUUUCAGUGUACAUGUUCAACUUGAUGUGUGUUAAUAUUUAUACUAUAGCCCCAACUAAAGCUUUCAAGAGGAGGCUUCAUGUAUAAAGUUUGAUAUGUAUUAAUUUUAAAUACUGUACAAAAAAUAUCACUGAUAUUUUAGUGUAAUUCAGUUUUUCAUAUGGUUUUAUAAAUCAUAUUGACCAUUUUAAUAAAACAGUUGAUUACUUA